Messenger RNA from Labrus mixtus (cuckoo wrasse), 775 nucleotides. RefSeq names its product polymerase (DNA-directed), epsilon 4, accessory subunit (gene pole4). Gene Ontology annotation, cellular component: nucleus; epsilon DNA polymerase complex. Gene Ontology annotation, molecular function: protein heterodimerization activity. The transcript has 4 exons. Bases 127 to 516 code for a protein of 129 amino acids. Lineage: Eukaryota; Metazoa; Chordata; Actinopteri; Labriformes; Labridae. The record is from RefSeq and is a predicted model, not a curated record.
GCGCAGACUGCUCACCGAGAGAACGGAAGCACAUGCAGCCGCGUUGCAGCGAGCGAUGUUGUUAUCUGACAUGUAACUAGAAGACGCUUGUUUUGUGUGUGUUUUUUUAAAUAUAAAAAAAGAAGAAUGGCAGCAACAGUGGCUACAGCUGUCACCCCAAUGGAGCAUGACCCUGACCGUUGUGGGAAUGAGGAAGAGAGCCGCGGGGCCGAGGCCGAGGAAGAGAGCAGCCAGCAGCAGACAGGCCCCGUUACCGCCGUGACCCACACCCGACUGUCCAAACUGCCUCUGGCCCGAAUCAAGGCGCUCAUGAAGACCGACCCAGACGUGUCACUUGCCAGCCAGGAGUCUGUGUUCAUCAUAGCUAAAGCCACGGAGCUGUUUGUCGAGAUGAUUGCCAAAGAUGCCAUGGUUUACGCACAGCAAGGAAAGAGGAAAACUUUGCAAAGAAAAGAUUUGGACAAUGCAAUCGAGGCCAUAGAUGAAUUUGCAUUUCUUGAAGGCACGCUUGAUUAAAACAUCUACUGGAGAUAAGAACAUGAGUAUCUGCAACCACUGAAAUUUUUCUUUAGUUGUUACAGGGAAACAGUUUGUGCGGAAAACCUUUUGUGGUACUUUUCUAAGUCAACUUUUCAAAUUGGAUAUUUAUAAUUGCUUUUCUGCAAUGAUCCAUUAAUACUUUUCUAACUAAACUUUGAAGACAACAGUUGUAAUGUGUACAUUUUUGUAAAUAUUUGUCAAAUACUACUGUAUGAAAUAAAAUGAAGUUUCAGAC